Messenger RNA from Dermacentor silvarum, 1395 nucleotides. RefSeq lists its product as uncharacterized. The coding region runs from base 307 to 1173 and encodes 288 amino acids. The record is from RefSeq and is a predicted model, not a curated record. The transcript is spliced from 4 exons. NCBI's taxonomy places the organism in Eukaryota, Metazoa, Arthropoda, Arachnida, Ixodida, Ixodidae.
UGCUAAUUUUGACUACAGCACUGAUUGCAUGAAACAUCUGUUAUCUCAUGUCAUCCUUAUCACUAUAGUGCUCUGUUAAUGCAUCUUUUCUCAGGCUAUCACCUUCAUAGCUGUCACUUUUUUAUGUGGUUCUGUGCUAAGCACACUGAUUAGCUAUUGCUUAAUAUGCAAUGAAUUUUGUCAUUCUUGCUCCCAGACUACAAGAGCCCCUUUGUAGGAAACAAACAGCCUGCAGAGCUGUCCCCAUUUUAUGCAUUGAAGCACUUCCCGGGCAUUGUAUCGCCAUUUACGGAAGCACUGCAAGAGAUGGCGAGGAGUGAGGCAGACUUAAUCAGCAUUGAAGCAGAACAAGAAGCCAGGCGGGUUUCACAGCUCGAAAAAAUUAUCCAGCUGCUUCCAGCACCUUGCAACGCCUUGCAUGUGCUGCAGAUAUCAGGCACCUACCCGAAGCUAAGUGUAGCAGCAAAGGAUUACGUACAACUCAUGACGCAAGAGCAGAAGGAGUUUUAUCAGACAAAUAUUGUCUGUGAGUCACUGUCAGACCUAUGUGUGGCCACCAUGGGCCAGUCAAGCUGUCUAAGGUGGCACAAAGAAAAGAAGUUUCGCAUAAGCAGUACCACUAGCCACACAAUACUCCAUGCCCGACGGAGCCCUGAGGAGGUUGCCAGGGCCAUCCUGAACUCAAGGCCAUUUUCUACAGAGGCCACGGCCUAUGGACUCCGUACAGAACCCCUGGCUCGAAUGGAGUUUGAGCGUCAACUAGGUGUUGAAGUUGUGGAGAUGGGUUUGCUCAUACACCCGGAUCAGCCUUGGCUGUGUGGCAGCCCUGAUGGCAUGUUCUGCCUGUCUGGGGAAACAUGCCUUUUGGAAAUCAAGUGUCCCCACAAGUGUAAAGAAGCAGACAUGUUCGACAGCUCGGGAGAGAGCAUCCUAGACUACAUCCAGGGAACAGGCAGCAACCGAAGACUGAAGACAACGCACAGAUAUUUCACUCAAGUACAGAUAUUACUGUACUUGUUGAAUGUACAAAAGUGCUACUUUUUUGUAUAUUCCAGCAGGCAAAAUGUCAUUAUUGAAGUCAGUAGGGAUGAUACCUUUCUUUACGAGAGCAUCCCAGCCCUUGAAAGAUUUUAUUUUACUUACCUUCUGCCUGCUGCAGCUGCAGCGAAAUAAAGCAUGUGCUCACUGAGAUUUGUUUGUACUACUAUACUUCGUGCGCAAAACACAAUGAAAAAAAAAGCAUUUCACAUUUCUCACUUUUAUUGCACAACCGAAGAAAAUGCCUAUAUCCUAAAGGUACAUAGUGGUAUAUGGUAUUGACAAUCUUAGAAAAAAAAUUAAGAGUUAACAUGUCAUUUGUUCACUAGUUCUGCUGCUUCAUGUGUGCACAACACU